Molecule: messenger RNA, 1908 nt
Organism: Naegleria gruberi
Lineage: Eukaryota; Heterolobosea; Eutetramitea; Acrasida; Naegleriidae
Exons: 2
Coding region: 1-1908 (635 amino acids)
Cellular component (GO): cytoplasm
Source: RefSeq, a predicted model, not a curated record
AUGAGAGAAGUUGUAACGCUGCAAUUUGGUCAUUAUUCAAACUUUAUUGGCUCACACUAUUGGAACACACAAAAGAAUGUAUUGGAAGGAUACAAGCCAUUGAUGAAUAAUUAUCACAUUCCAAAUUUUCGUCCUGAAGUGGAAACAAGUGUCUUAUUCCGAGAGACUAGAGGUGGUUAUUCGAUUCAUUCAGAAGAUGAAGCACUAGAAUAUUUUCCUAGAUUGUUAGUUUUUGAUUUGAAGGGAUCAAGAGGAUCUUUGAGAAAGAAUAAUGCUGAUCCUUAUCAAUCAGUUGAUCAAGAAUUUAUCAAUCAACAUAAGAAUAUUACUCGUUGGGAUAAAUUGGAAGUGAUGAAGACUUUUGAAAAUACUAAACAAACUAAAUUUACAAAACAACAAUUAAGCAAGAAUGAAAAUACACGUGAAUUGGUAUUGAGUGACGAUGAAAGUGAAGUCAGUCAAUCACAAGAACCACAACAAAAGAAACAAAAGAAGGAAUAUAGUAGAAUAGAUAUUGAACAGGAUUUGGAGGAAAAUGUCUCGUUAUGGAGUGAUUAUCUUCAAGUGGAUUUUCAUGACAAGACUAUUUGUGAACCUCUCCAGUUCCAAUUUGAAGCAGAAAGUUUCAACGCUCUUAAUUAUGAAUCCUCUGAAGGAUUUUCCAUGAAUAGUGCCUUUGAUGUUUAUUCUACAGGAAGAGAAGUUUUACAUGGUAAUUUUAGUUUGGAUCAAUACGAUGAUUUUUCUUCUCAAUUAAUGUACUUUGUUGAGGAAUGUGAUAGCUUGGAUGGUUUCCAAAUUUUCACAGAUUCUUUCAAUGCUUGGGGAUUGACCUGUACUGAAUUUAUUGAAAUGAUCAAAGAUGAAGUUGGAACCAAAGUGCCAAUUAUUGCCUAUGCAUCAUCUCCAUAUAUUCCAUCUUUUGCUAGUGACACUGAUAGAUCCAAGUUUAUUUUGAAUACUUGUCUCACUUAUUGUGACCUCUAUGAAAAUGCAAGCUUGUUUAUUCCAAACAAUGCUCAACAAUUAGAAUCUAUGGCUUCUAGUCCAUUCUUCUCUGGAUUUGAUCCAAGAAAAAUGUAUCACUCUGCUUCAGUUAUGGCUGCUGCUUUUGAUUCCGUCUCUCUUUCCUAUCGUCUCAAUGGCCAAGGUAAUAAGCAAAUUGGCAUGCACACAUUCGCACAAGAAAUGACUCCUCUUUCCUCACUUAAAAUUGCCAAUAUUAAUUUGGCAUUCCCAUAUGCUUACACAAUGGGAUCAUCUCUAUAUCAAAAUUUGAGAGGUCUCAAUCCAAUUCAUCAAAAUAAUCUCUUCACACCACUCCUCUCUAAUAUUGCCUCUGGAUAUGACAGUGAAUCUCCAUUUGCUCACUCUCUCAUUCUCAGAGGUUUGAAUCCAGUUAGUGUUCCACUCUAUCACGAUUCCGAUCUCAAGGAAUUGGAUCAAUUACGUAUGAAGAAAUACGGAGGUGAAGAAUUGGAAAAGUACAGACACCUCAUUGGAUGCAAUUCUCAUAGUGAAAUGAUUGAAAAUUAUAUGGGACAAACAAGAAGUUACUCCAAACAUGCCUUCCAUGUAAAUCAAGCAUUCCAAACACCAUAUACCUUCCCAAGAAUCCUCAAUAAUGAAACACUUUCAGAUAAGGGCUUUUUGAGAGAGGCAGGCGCAAAUGCAGCAGAACGUGUUGAAAGUUGUCCACUUGGAGCUUACUUGUCGAAUAGUAGAAACUUUGUCCAACACAUCAAGGAACUCAAUGAAUACUUUGACAUGCUCAACGGAGGUACUUCUGCUCUAUUUUCUGGUGGAUUGACUGGUGCCACAACUUUCAGAUACAAAAUUUCCAAAGAUGAAAUGAAAGAAUACAAGGAAGUCAUGGGCAGAAUGUUUGAUAAUUAUGAAGAAUCAUAA